AUGUCAGAAGGUAAAUAUUCCAAAGCUCAUUUGUUCUUGGUCACCAAUGCUCAGGAUUUUGUUGGAACUUCCAUUUUUACCCGAAUGCUUUAUCCUGCCACUUUGAUUCCUAUCUUCUUACAAUUUAGUUCAGAGGAUGAAGCGGUGGCCUUGGCUAACUCGACACCCAUGGGUCUCGCGGGCUACAUGUUCUCAAGAGAAGUCGGGCAAUGUUGGAGGGUUGCUGAAUCCUUGGAAUGCGGUCUUGUCGGAGUGAACACGGGUAUGGUGAGUACACCAGAAGCUCCAUUUGGAGGUAUCAAGCAGUCUGGAAUUGGCCAUGAAGGUGGACCCGGAGCUUUGAAGGAAUUCAUGAACCUACGAAUUUUCUAUUUCCAGGAUUUUGCUUUGGAUGUUAUAUCCAAGGUAUCAUCGAUACCCUAUCGUCUUCAACGCGAAGCUCUUGCUGAAAAGAAUGAUCUCAAACUGGUUAAGUCUAUUUGA
Messenger RNA from Rodentolepis nana, 483 nucleotides. NCBI's taxonomy places the organism in Eukaryota, Metazoa, Platyhelminthes, Cestoda, Cyclophyllidea, Hymenolepididae. The record is from the annotation of a GenBank genome assembly.